AUGCUGUUCCAUGGUGCCGAAUCUCCUCACGACAUGUUUCGGCGCAAGGCAUCUAUAGUUGGAUGGUCUGGUUUCAUGCGGACUACCGGCAGCCUGGAGAUGUCCAUGGCCGACUUUCUAGAUGCGCAUGUCAGCCACAAAUCGGAACGUGAUGGUCAACUUGUACCUCUAUUCUUUACCCUAAGGAGCACGUGUCGGGUCCGGACAUUGUCUUUGUUGUUCAGUUCAGCGGCUUGGCACCGGAUGACGCCCUGGGUAGCAGCUCGACACUCUCCCCCCUGGUUCUGCAUCUUCCGACAUUGUCUGCCCCGUGUUUGUGCCAAGCUUUGUAAGAAGCUCUACGAGGGUGACGUGAUCGACGCCCGCGGGACGGUGCAGACAAAAAAGAUCAGGUGCCAAGGAGUCAAGCUCAGUCAGCUCUGCCUGCCUCAUGGACACUACAUCAGCCUCGUCGUGAGCUACCCCGCCGAGAUUGCCAGCUAUUUCAUGAACAUAUCCCUCAAGAAGCACAGCGGUGGCCUUAUAGAGAUUACCCUGACAAUCGACGACAGCAUCUUUGACCUCUUCUCGGCAGAUGAUGUCCAGGCACUCAAGGAUAUGAAGCGACUAGCUGCGGAAACGACAGACACUUGCCAUGGAAGUCAAGCGCCGUAG
Linnemannia hyalina is the source of this 654-nucleotide messenger RNA. The record is from the annotation of a GenBank genome assembly. Lineage: Eukaryota; Fungi; Mortierellomycota; Mortierellomycetes; Mortierellales; Mortierellaceae.